CUUGUAAAUAUUACGGUGUUGUUGGUAACACUGCUCUGUAAACAUGAGUGAGAUAGCAGCUUUAUUCCCGCUGUUACUGACCCUGUUCUCCGCUCAGUUGCUGCAGGCGCUGCCGCAAACUUAUUUACAGUCAACAAAACAUCAUGGAUCCGAGAUGGAACCCCAAUUCACAGAGAAGUAUUUCAGUCAGACUCUGGAUCACUUCAACUUUAACAGCAUGGGGAACGCCACAUUCAGUCAGCGUUACCUGAUCACAGACAAGUACUGGAAGAAGGGUGACGGUCCCAUUUUUUUCUACACGGGCAACGAGGGAAACAUCUGGGAAUUUGCCCUCAAUUCUGGAUUCAUCACAGAGUUGGCUGCCCAGCAGAGAGCCUUGGUCAUAUUUGCUGAACAUAGGUACUACGGUAAAUCUCUCCCGUUUGGCAACGACUCGUUUAACAUCCCUCAGGUCAGCCUGCUGACGGUGGAGCAGGCCCUCGCUGACUACGCCAUCAUGAUCACUGAGCUGAAACAGCAGCUGGCAGCCACAGACUGUCCUGUCAUUGUGUUUGGUGGCAGUUAUGGUGGAAUGCUGUCAGUCUACAUGAGGCUCAAGUAUCCAAACGUGGUGGCAGGAGCUCUGGCUGCCAGCGCACCCAUACUGUCCACAGCUGGAAUGGGAGACUCCAGACAGUUCUUCAGAGAUGUCACAGCUGAUUUUGAAAACAUUGAUCCGGGGUGCAGAGACGCUGUGAGAGGAGCUUUCUCUCAGCUGAAACACUUAGCUGAACACCAAGAAUACAGUCGCAUCCAGGCAGAGUUCAGCCUGUGUAAGCCUCCAUCGUCCCCUCAGGACAUCCACCAGCUGAACGGCAUGCUGAGGAACGCUUUCACUCUGAUGGCCAUGCUGGAUUAUCCCUACAGUACUCACUUCAUGGGCAACAUGCCCGCCAACCCUGUUAAGGUGGCUUGUGAGACCAUGAUGACUGGAUCUGACCUGCUGGCCAACCUCAGGAACACUGCAGGGAUUGUGUACAAUGCUACAGGAGUGUUGACCUGCUUUGAUAUGUACAGUCUGUAUCUGGAUUGUGCUGAUCCCACCGGGUGUGGACUGGGCUUUGACAGCAUGGCCUGGGACUACCAGGCAUGCACAGAGAUAGAUCUCUGCUACGAGAGCAACAACGUGACAGACAUGUUUCCUCCCAUGAGCUUCACUGAGAAAGCCCGUGAGCUGUACUGUUCCAAACGCUGGGCUGUGAUCCCGAGACCCGACUGGCUCAAAACCCAGUUCUGGGGUGACGCUCUCUCUACAGCCAGCAACAUUAUUUUCUCUAACGGAGAUCUGGACCCUUGGGCAAACGGAGGGGUGAGGAAGUCCUUGAGCUCAUCGCUGAUAGCUGUCAACAUUUCUGGAGGAGCCCAUCAUCUUGAUUUAAGAGGAUCUAACGAUGCUGAUCCAGAGUCGGUGAUCACAGCCAGGAAGAUGGAAGCAGACCUCAUCUCACAGUGGGUGAAGAUGGAGAGGACCAGAUUACAACAGUCACUUUAAAGUCCAGGUCCUGGCUUUGUUUCAGGGCUGGAGUUGAGACCGCUUCUGUGAAGUCACUUAUUUCCUGUCAAAUUCUAAGUACAUUUCAAACCCAGCUUCGGUAACAGCUGUGCAGAUGUUGGAGUCAGUGUCUGGAUUCCACUCUAUAAUAACUCACAUACUGGAAUUAUACUAUGUGGUGUUUUCACACUGUAAAAAUGUACUUGUUUUUUAAGUUAGCUUCUUUUUUGAUUGUGCUGUCAGCUGCUGAACUUUCAUUGAGCUUCGAAAUGCUAAAUUAUCAAUAGCUUUCUGAAGUUGCAGUUUAGCUGAUGUUAAAAAGCCAUAAAAUGUGUUAAAGGAACAUUGUUGUGUUUUUUGUUUUUUGUAAUACAAAUGUUACAGACUUUUUAGCCAGUUAACCAGCAGAAAAAACACACCACUGUGUUUCAGAAAUCAGAAUGCAUUUGUCUUUCUAUCCUGUUCUGUAUGACACAAAUCCACAAGUCAUUUACAUUAUUGCUAUGAGAUAAUUCAGUGCAGAUCUUUCACACCUAUUUGGUAUUAAACUGCAUUAACACACACAGCAGAAAACAGAAGUUCAUGCAGAUUUGUGAUGGAUUAUAUAACUUGUUUACAAUGGUCAGAGUAAUGCCAGUGUGUGGUUUUGGGGCUCCUCUGUAGUGACCCUGUGCUCACUGCACCAAACUUUUCCCAUCCAUUCAAAAUAGAAUGGUUUUAUUUAAGAUACGUUACCUGAGUACUUCCAUUUUACACAAUGGUUCAUAUAGUAAGCUUAUAAAAUACAAUAUGUAAGAUUAAACUAGUGGUUUCCAGUCACUUUGUCUUGUGAGCUCAGGUGUUGAAUCAGUGUGUAGUUGUGUCUCUGUCAUGUUUAAGAUGUCUAUGAGUUGUUAGAAGCUCCACCAAAAAGACCCCUCUGAAUGUCUCACAUGAUUUCAUUUUAAUAAAUAUAUUAAUUAAUUAAUGAAAUGUUCACCAAAAAUCAAAGAUCAGAGAAAAAGUUUUAAA
Messenger RNA from Scomber scombrus (Atlantic mackerel), 2542 nucleotides. It is a transcript of the gene dpp7, whose product is annotated as dipeptidyl-peptidase 7. Gene Ontology annotation, cellular component: vesicle. Gene Ontology annotation, molecular function: serine-type exopeptidase activity; dipeptidyl-peptidase activity. Gene Ontology annotation, biological process: proteolysis. The transcript has 13 exons. Lineage: Eukaryota; Metazoa; Chordata; Actinopteri; Scombriformes; Scombridae. The coding region runs from base 44 to 1531 and encodes 495 amino acids. The record is from RefSeq and is a predicted model, not a curated record.